AUGGAAUUGUUAGGAUACUUUAAUGAUCCAGAAGAUUGUACUCCAAAAUUUUGGAAUCAAUUAGCAAGAAUGGGACGAGCUGGUGCCUUUAAAGAUAAACAAAUUUUUUCUGGAUUAUGUGAAAUUUUUGUGGAAAUGACAAAUCGUAUUAAUGAAGGAAAAGGGCUCCAAAAUAUUAGAUAUCCCGAACAAUUUUCUAAUUUUUUAACUAUUUUAGCAAGUAGCAGUCCACAAACAUAUGCUAUUUUUCAAAAAAAUCUUGCAGGAAGAACAAUUAGAAAUAUCCGUGUACAACGUGCUCAAUCAGAUUUAGCAAUUGAUGAUCCAUCGAUAUGCUUUGAAAAUAUGGCUAAAUUUAGAAAGUUUUUAAAUAGCAUUAAUUAUGAUGGGCCAAUCGCUGCAUCAACAGAUAACACAAAACUUGAAGAAAAAUUACGUUAUUCUGCAAGUUUGGGUGCAAUUCUUGGGUCUACAUUUCCGUUAAAAGAAACUUUAAUAUCUUCUUAUGGUGAAAUUGAUACUAUUGUAAAAAAGAUUCAAACAAAUAAUGCAAUAGCUAAAUAUGUUCGUGUAUAUAUUUUACAAGUGCCAGUUCCUAAAGUACCACCAUUUGUACUCGGAAUUAUUCCAAAUAAUAGUGAAAAUGUAUCUGAUGUAUAUGAAAUUCAUAAUCAAGUUUUAGAACUUGCUGCACAUUUUAAAAUUCAUAUAUUAUCAAUUGGAGCCGAUGGCGCAUCGAUAGAAAUUAAAGCUCAAAAGAAUAUUAUGCAAACUAAUACCCAAACGAAACUUGAAUUUAAUGAUGAAUUAUAUAAUAUCAAAUUACAUUGUCCUAUAAUUCCAAACAUUGGUCCUAUUGUUUGUAUUUCAGAUCCAAAGCAUGCGAAAAAAAAUGGACGAAAUAGUAUUUUUAGUGGCGCUCGAAUGCUGACUUUUGGAGAUAGUUUCCUAGGUUUUGGUCAUGUAUUAGGAUUGUCUAAAUCACCGAAUUCUGCUCUGUAUCAUGCAGAUGUUUUAAAUGUUGAUAAACAAGAAGAUGGAGCCGCGUAUCGGCUUUUUUCUUACGAAUUUUUAUAUGAAGUAACUCAAACUUUAAAUUCUGAUUCUAAAAACAAAGGAUUAUUAGUUUAUUUGUUUAUUAUUGGAGAAUUAAUUGAUUCAUAUCUCAAUCGAGAUAUUUCUAACCAUGAAAGAAUCAAAAUGGUUAUGAUGAGCAGUUUUUUUUUAAGAAUAUGGAAACAAUUUAUUCAAAAUGCAUCAGAUAAAUAUGAAGAGAUUUUUGCAAAUGAUCGUAAUUUUUUAGCUCAUCAAACUUAUGAAAUAUUGUCUUUUCUUGUUGAUUCAAUGAUUUUACUUAUCAUAGCACAUCAGGAAUACUAUAAUUCAAUGCCAUUAUUACCUUGGAUGCAUGGAAGUGAGGCAUGCGAGCAUUUUUUUGGAAUGGCGUGGCAACACUUACCCGAUUUUACAUAUGCAGAUUUAAUUUAUCUAAUUCCUAAAAUUCGCCAUGUUACAAAUGCCUAUUAUAAUUCUACAAUUGUCAAUCCAAAUUCAGAAUAUAAAACUUCUCGAGUUGGUUGGUUUAUUUAA
Molecule: messenger RNA, 1590 nt
Organism: Rhizophagus irregularis DAOM 181602=DAOM 197198
Lineage: Eukaryota; Fungi; Glomeromycota; Glomeromycetes; Glomerales; Glomeraceae
Source: RefSeq, a predicted model, not a curated record